GUGACGCACGGAGGGGGCGGAGCUUCUCAGUCUGCGCCCCGCCGCCGGGCCGAGCGGCCGCCAUGGCCUCGCUGCUCUGCUGCGGGCCUAAGAUGGCGGCCUGCGGCCUCGUCCUCAGCGCCUGGGGGGUCGUCAUGCUGGUCCUCCUGGGCAUCUUCUUCAAUGUCCACUCCGCCGUCCUCAUCGAGGACGUCCCCUUCACAGAGGAAGACUUUAAAGACGGCCCGGAGCGGAUCUAUCGCCUUUACGAACAGGUCAGCUACAACUGCUUCAUCGCCGCCGGGCUCUACGCCCUCCUGGGGGGCUUCUCCCUCUGCCAGGGUCGCCUCAACAAGCGCAAGGAGUACAUGGUCCGUUAGGGACACCCCGAAAAUUUAGGGACCCCCCCCCCCAAAAAAAUUAAAGGGGGAGGGGAACCCCUGAAGCCCUCCCCACCCCCCCCGCCCCCAAAACCAGGUGUGGAGGACCAGCUCUUCUCUCCCUGUAGCAACGCAGACCACUAUGGACCAGGCACCCCAAUAAAACGUGUUGAUCCCUA
Harpia harpyja (harpy eagle) is the source of this 538-nucleotide messenger RNA. RefSeq names its product ribonuclease K (gene RNASEK). The record is from RefSeq and is a predicted model, not a curated record. Lineage: Eukaryota; Metazoa; Chordata; Aves; Accipitriformes; Accipitridae. The transcript has 3 exons. Gene Ontology annotation, molecular function: RNA endonuclease activity. Bases 63 to 359 code for a protein of 98 amino acids.